This is a messenger RNA of Cuscuta epithymum, 1081 nucleotides long. NCBI's taxonomy places the organism in Eukaryota, Viridiplantae, Streptophyta, Magnoliopsida, Solanales, Convolvulaceae. The record is from the annotation of a GenBank genome assembly.
GUCAAACGAUUAAUAAAGUUCAUCAAACUUUCAAGAACUUGGUAAACAAAAUACGGUUUUGUUAAUUAACGGUUGGUUUGAGAGCUGCUCUCUCCAUGGUUUGGGGUUCCCCAAAUUCUUGGAUGCCAUCCCCUCUGAAAAGUUCUUCAACUUAGCUCAAUAAUCCCUGGACUCCUGAUUUUUGGAAAUUUCCUUCCCUACCAUCCCUAAUGGGGAAAGGCAGAGGUAACAUCACGAACACAAAAAUGCCAAAUACACCCAAGAUAGAUGAUGACGGGAAAGGCCCGAGUGCAUAUGUGAAACCGGUGACCCAUGUUUUGACGGAAAACAAAGAUAAUUCGUGCUUGGAUGUAACAAUGGAGAAUCCUGAAAUAGGGGCGAACGACCAAGUUGCUAGCAAGAGCAUAACAAACCAUGCACACCAACUAUUUGAUCUAAAUGGCGAACCAGAAAAAGAGAAGACGGCUAACAAAACUUCAUGGGCGGGCCUUUUUAAAGAUAACAGGGCACCCUCAAAAGGAAUGAAGCUAAGAUAUAUUCCUACAGAAGGUGAUUUUGUUGAUAUGAGCAUUGAAGAACCCAUAAAUAUGGUGGAAGUUUGGGGUUUCUGUCUUGUGGGUUUUUUCACUGGAAGGUUCCCAGGGAUAAAAUCAGUUUAUAAGCUCAUGGAUGGAUGGGAUGUUAGAUGCAAACUGCUGCAACAUUCUAGAGGUUGGUUUGUGUUUCAGUUCAAAACAGAUGAGGAUAGAACAAGAGUUCUACUGGAUGGGCCAUAUGAUGUGGCUGGAAGAAUGCUUAUGCUAAAGGAACUAUCUGAAGCUUUCUCCUUUGAAGAUGAAGAGUUCCUAAAGGUUCCAUUAUGGGUAAAGUUCCCUAGAUAUCCAAUGGAAUGCUGGAAUGAAGAGAAAAUCAACAUUGUUGCAUCUAAAGUAGCACAACCAAUUUACACAGAUGGUGUUACUAAUGAGAAGACUAAACUUGAUUACGCUAGAGUUCUUAUUGAAGUUGACAUAUCUAAGUCCCAUCCCCUCAGUGUUAAAAUGAGAAUGAGAUUUGGCAAGAACUUGGUAACCAAACUGGC